Molecule: messenger RNA, 1527 nt
Organism: Topomyia yanbarensis
Lineage: Eukaryota; Metazoa; Arthropoda; Insecta; Diptera; Culicidae
Exons: 1
Coding region: 1-1527 (508 amino acids)
Molecular function (GO): zinc ion binding; nucleic acid binding
Source: RefSeq, a predicted model, not a curated record
AUGGAAGGUAACAAUUCGCCUACCGGGGGUGAUCGGUCGCAUCCACAAUCAAUUGCGAUAAAUGGGCAGCAGCAAGAUCCAGCAGCUCAGAACCAUUUUCCACCGGCGGGUGUGCAUCAGCAGCAGUCAUCGAAUCCGAUUCUCCGUCCUCCGUUGCUUCCAUCAGGACAACCUCGUUUCCCGCCGAAUUCCCAUCAGCAGACCCAGCAGCAAAACGAGUUUGUUGGACAAUGUUUUCACUUUUUCCAGCAGCUCCAACAGCAGCAGCAAGUAUUCUUUCAAACAAUGCUGUCGUCGAUGAGCCAACAACCAACAUCGAAUCCGGAGCAAAUAUUAGACUCUCUCGCAAGCAACAUACAGGAGUUUCGAUAUGAGCCGGAUGCGAACGUCACUUUUGCUGGCUGGUAUGUUCGUUAUGAGGAUUUGUUUGCUAAGGAUGCAGUUCGUCUUGAUGACGAGGCGAAAGUGCGUUUACUCCUCCGUAAGAUAGGACCGUUGGAACACGAACGCUACACUAGCUACAUUCUUCCAAAGCUUCCAAAGGAUGUCAAUUUUGCGGAAACCGUAAGUAAGUUGAAGAGCUUGUAUGGCACAUCGGAAUCCGUACUGAGUAGGCGCUAUCGGUGCUUGCAAGUCGCUAAGCAUGCCACCGAAGAUUUCAAAACGUACGCAUGCAGAGUCAACAAACUGUGUGUCGAGUUUGAACUAGGCAAGUUAACCGAGGAGCAAUUUAAGUGCCUAGUGUUCGUGUGCGGACUAAAAGCGGAGAACGAUGCCGAGGUCCGAACUAGGUUGCUGAGCAGAAUCGAAGAGAGAGCGGAUGUCACCUUGGAGCAAAUAUCAGAUGAGUGCCAACGGCUCCUCAGCAUCAAACACGAUACAGCGAUGAUUGAGGCAGGACCAAAUUCAGCAGCUGUGCAGGCGCUCAAGAGUAAGCAAUAUGUUGGGAAGCGUGCAUUCCGAUAUGAGAGGCGUUCUCCAGUUUUUGGAUCUUCAUCCAGACCAAGCAGAAUAACCGGAACUGGACCUGGUUCGCCAUGUUGGAACUGCGGUUCCAUGCAUUACUCCAAGGAUUGUCCCUUCAAGAACCAUCAAUGCCGGGACUGUAAGCAAGUUGGUCACAAGGACGGAUACUGUACCAGCGCAAAGAAAGCAAAAAGCCCAGGUACUUCGAAUAAAUGCAACCCAUCUAGGAGGAUGGAAACAAAAAGUGUUGUGGUGAAGAAUGUAAGGAAAAGAAGAAGAUUUGUGGAAGUGCUGGUAAACAACCGGAAGAUCAGUCUCCAGCUCGAUACGGCAUCGGACAUCAGUAUCAUUUCCGAGAAAACCUGGUGUCAGAUCGGUCGACCUACAUCAAGUCUAGUGACGAUCGAAGCUUCAACUGCAUCCGGAAAGCCGCUAAAAUUGGAGUUUCAGUGUACAUGCGAGAUUUCCAUCAACGGCGAGAAACGUCAGGCCCGCUUUUACGUGGUGAAGCAACAUCUCAAUUUAAUUGGUUUGGAUCUCAUCGAUCAAUUCAACUUCUAG